Messenger RNA from Pseudovirgaria hyperparasitica, 3576 nucleotides. RefSeq lists its product as uncharacterized. Gene Ontology annotation, molecular function: protein binding. Lineage: Eukaryota; Fungi; Ascomycota; Dothideomycetes; Acrospermales; Acrospermaceae. The transcript is spliced from 5 exons. The record is from RefSeq and is a predicted model, not a curated record. The coding region runs from base 1 to 3576 and encodes 1191 amino acids.
AUGAACCAUUUACUCAUCUGGUGUCAGCACCCAGAAUCCGAGAAAGCCGGCCGCUACAUAGCCCAAUUGGACACUGCGCGCUGCAGUGGACAUUGGUCAGAUGUCUCGGAACUCACGCGCAAAGUGGAGAAGCACGCGCCCCAUCGCAAAUGCCUUAUACUGACAGCAAGAGCUGAAGCCCAGAUAGCAGCGUAUAACGAGCGUCGACCGGCCACCGCGGCUUCUACAUCCACAACGAGCCUACCUAAACUCAUCCCCACCCUCAUUACCGCGAUCGAAGAAGAGACGGAGUACAAGCAAGAUGCAUUUCAGGCAAAUGUGUGUUUGGGCUGGAUGCAUUCCACCCUUGACGAACCUGGACUUGCAGUAGCUAGGUUUCCCAAGGACCUGAUAGCUAGCUACAGUCAACUCAAGGAGGAAGAGCAGCUCACGGCCUGGACGUCGACGUGUGUGGUUAAAGGCGCAUAUCUCAAGGGCAUAUCUCAAGAGAGGAGUAGCGGUGCACAAGGUGCGAUACAGACGUACAGUUCGAUCCUACCGUUCCUGUCCUCUAUAGAGUCGAUAUCCUCUACUUCGUCCGAGUUCCAGAGGUGGACCGAGCUGCUUCUCAGCCGACUUUGUCUUUUAUCUGACCAAUCACUGCCUUCCGAACAAGAAGUUGCAGCCGAUCAAGCUUUGCUGGCAUACAGACUGUGGACCAGAUUCUUCGCCCAAAGAGCGCCUACGUCCACGAGUACCUUUAAACCUCUAGUCUCCUCCCGUAGACGUGUACUCAAAGCAUAUUACGACAGCCUCUCGAUGAUUUUGCAGAAGGACUUGGAGCAUCCGGCUGCCUUGGCAGUAAUACCUGAAAAUGCAAGACUCCACCAGCGUGCAGAGUUAAAAAGGGUCGAGGCAUUGUACGAGACGCAACUGUUGCAAGAGACGCAGUUCCCACGGGCUACACAGAGCAAUAAUGAGGUGGAACUCUGGGUGGAUGCUGUCAUCGAUAAUUGGAGAGUACUGUGCGGCCCGACGUGGUCUGACGAGGAGCUGGGUGAAGGGGGCAAGCCAGGCGUAGCCCGCGAGGUUCUCGACAUUCUCUACCGCGCUGCAGCAAAGACAUUCCAUUCUACUCAGAUCUUACGACAUUUGUUUAGUGUACACUCAUACCUUGCAGAGUUCCAACUUGCUUUCAAAGCUUUUGAUUCCUACUUGGACUUGGUGACUAGAAGCAAAGAGCGCACUGCGAAAAGUGGCGAAGAGGAUCUUGGGUUGGACAAAGACGAUACAAUUAUUCGUACUGCUGCAGAGGCCAUACGUGUGCUCUGCAGAUUUGGUACCAAGAAUGAAGCGGAGAAGGCCAGAACUAUAGCAAAAACUAUAGAGGCGUGGCUACGACAAAGCUCUCCCUCAGGUGCGCCGAUCAGUCCUACUCACAGCCGAGCGACCACAGCGGAGUCUAUAGAGCCGAUUGCAGAGUCGCCGCUCUCACCAAAAGUGCGUGCACUAGCUUUCCGUGCUAUUGGCAUCAGUCAAGCACAGUGGGCUCGCCAUACCUUUGAAGCAUCCGCACGAUCGACAUUACAGAUUGAUGCUGUCAAGAAUCUUCGCAAAGCCUUAGAGCCUAGUUUCGAGGCACAGAACAACCUGGAGAGUCAAUAUGCGCUUGCUUUGGUUCUCGCCGAAAUGCGGGAUAUAAGCGGUGCUACACGCGUGGUCAAGAAUGCGUUGUCAUCAAAAUCGCAAGAAACGGCGCUGCUGCCUGACGGGGAGAUCCCUGACGAGCAAGAGGCUGAUGAAGACGAUUUUACAAGAGAAAGGAAGCUUAUGCCAUUCUGGCAUCUACUUUCCUUGCUGCUAACGGCUCGAUCUGAGCCGCAGACUGCUAUCAAAGCAUGUGAGGCCGCUUUCGAGCAAUUUGAGGACCCAGAGAUUCUUUUCGGAGCCGGCGACCAGUACCGGAGCUCUCAUCUAAAUGACAUGUCGCCCGUGGAUGAGAAAAGCUUAAUCGCUACCAAAGGCUUAGUCGACAGUAUGGAGUCAUUCGAGAAGGAGGGAAUUCUUCAGAUAAAGAUGACGCAGCUUGCUCUUAUCGAAAUAUUAGACGGCGCGACCGUGGCAGUCGAUUCGAGCGACGAGCUUUUGUCAUUAUUCGGACGUUUGUAUCCGGACACAACGCCUGGGCAGCGGAACCUUCCAACACCUCAGACAGUGGUGCCUCCGAAAAGUUCGGUAGGUUCGGUGCGACACAGCAUAUUUCGCAGGCAUUGGGCGUCCCACACCAAUGCAGAGAAACCAAUUGAGGGAAGCAUGCCCGUAUCCAGUGAUACUUCGACCCUUCAUUCGCGCUCAGCGCCAACGCCAGCCCCUGCAAUUCGCGUUACCGAUGAGGAGAGUAGAAGCAAAGCAGACGUCAAUCAUAUCUUCCGUACAUCUAGUACCAACCAAGCCCCACAUCGGAGCGGUAGCAAAUUACAAAAGAAGAAGUCCGCCAGUCUUCAUCGGCAAUCCUCAGAGACUGCAGCCCCUCAGCCCGACUCCGAGCCAGAUCUCCCCAACCCAAAUGCGGACUACGGGCGAGCGAAUUCGAUUGCAUCAUCUAAGUUCCGUGUGCAGUCUGGCGCAGAGAGCUCAGGUCCGCACUCAGUCGAAGGAGGGCCAGGCCAGCACAUUGGCAUUUUGCCGCAUAACAUGAGUCAUACAGCUGCGCCUGCUCCCAUAGGUCACGUCCAUCAACCUCCAAGGCAGGAUGUCAGGCUACCAUCUGCAUUGCCGCGAUCUGGCGUACUUUCGCCGGAGCCAAGAUUUCCUGCGAUUCAAGAGAGACGUCAUAAGACGUCCUUAUUGAGCGACAUAUGGCUUUAUAUCGCUGAACUAUAUUCUAGAGCAGAGCAGUUUGAUCAAUCAAGGGAAGCCAUUGCAGAGGCUGCAAAUCUUGUGCAAGAGUUUGAGGCUGAGGUAGCGCGUAACUCUUCUUCGAGUCUCGCCACUGCUGAAAAGGGGUGGGGUGGCGGAAAGAGCGUGGACGAGCUCUGGGCCGAUGUCAAUGCGACCCGAGGCAACGUUACUCAGAUGCAGAAGCGACCACAUGAUGCACUUCAGCAUUUUGAGGUUUCCUUGUCCCAUUAUCCUUACCAUCCUGCCGCCAUCGUUGGACUAUCUUCCAUCUUGCUAGAUAUACAUUCCCAGAUAAUACCUCAGGAACCGCAGCGAAGCACGGGCAUGCUGACGCCUUCAAUAUCGAUAGGUCAGAAGGGUGCAACAAAGACAGGUUCUGGCAACCACGAACCCAAGAUCAAUGAUUUUCACAAACACCAAGUCCAUCUACAAGCGCCAUCAGCAGCAAAUAAGGCCACGCCCAGUGAGCUGAACCGUCUUGCGGCGCGUGAUCGCGCUUAUGGACUUCUAUCAUCAUUGACGAAGCUUGGGUCUGGCUGGGACUAUUCGGAGGCUUGGUAUACCUUAGCCAGAGCGUAUGAAGAGGGCGACCAGAUAGAGAAAGCAAAAGAGGUACUAUGGUGGUGCGUAGAACUGCAAGAUGCGAAGCCAAUAAGGCAUUGGAGUGUCGCCGGCAAUGGGGGAACAUUGUUAUAG